Argentina anserina (silverweed cinquefoil) is the source of this 633-nucleotide messenger RNA. Its product is annotated as transcriptional regulator TAC1-like. The coding region runs from base 1 to 633 and encodes 210 amino acids. The record is from RefSeq and is a predicted model, not a curated record. The transcript has a single exon. NCBI's taxonomy places the organism in Eukaryota, Viridiplantae, Streptophyta, Magnoliopsida, Rosales, Rosaceae.
AUGGAGUCUGGUGAUCAGCAAAUUCCAGAUAAUCCAGGCGAUCAGCAAGUUACAAGCCAAGUAGCUGCAGCAAAGUCCUAUGAGUGUACUUUCUGCAGAAGGGGGUUUUCUAAUGCACAAGCUCUAGGAGGGCACAUGAAUAUUCACAGAAAAGAUAAAGCCAAGCUCAAGCAAGUCUCCUCAUCAUCACAUAUUGUUGAAACCAAACAACAACAAAGAGUGCCUUUGGAGAUCCCACAGAUGCCACACUCUUACUCUCCAAUACUUCCCAAGAUUAAUCGCAGAACCACUUCUGUGGAAGCCAUGAAUAUGCCUGAUUCUGAUCAUAUCGAAAAAACUACUACACCAAUAAGGGGUUCAUCAUGGCCGGCAGAUUGGUUUCUCAGUGAUAAAGAAGGUGAUAAUCAACUAGGCCAUCUUGCCCAAGUCCAACAACUACCACUGCUUUCUCAAGCAUCAUCAGAUCAAGAUCAUCAAAAUCAAGGGGGACAACAACAACAACAACAACAACUAGAAGAUUAUGAGGAUCAAAGAGAAAAGGGUUCAGAUUUAGAUCUUGAGCUUAGACUAGGCCCUGAGCCUCAAGAGUCCUCAUCAAAGUAUGCAAAAGCUACUACGAGAAAAUUCUUUUGA